AUGACGCAUGCGCAAUAUUUGGAUUUGCUGGGGCAGUAUACUGGUUUCAGACUACAGGGUGUGGCUACAGUUAGAGGGGGCAGUCGCAUUUCUGUGACAGCUAUCAGACAACAUAUGAAGGUAUUGCACCCCGACAUUACCGGCGAGACAGAGGAUCUCUAUAUUCACUGGUACACGAGGUUGGCACUGUUCCUUCUUUUUGGGUGUGUCUUGUUCCCGAACAUUUCGGGAAAUCUAGUGAGUCUGCGCUUUCUGCAUCAUCUGCAGCAGCUAAAUGAGUUACCCCAGUAUAGCUGGGGUGCUGUUGUUCUCGCAUACAUGUACAGGAGUAUGUGCCGGGGUAGCAUAGUCACCCAGGUGGACAUAUGUGAUUUUCUAUCGCUUCUACAGGCCCUUAUGGAGAGGNCAGUAACAACUUUAGCAUGGGCUGCUAUCGCGUAUCAAUCACAGCUCCAAGCUGCUGGAGAAUUAAAAAAUGUUCAGUCUGCUAUCAAAUGGGGCACUGAUUAUUUCUUGAAAGCCAGUUCUAAGCGUAAUCGUCUCUAUGUCCAGGUUGGAGAUCCAGUGAAAGAUCAUGAAUGUUGGACAAGGCCAGAAAACAUGAAAACGCCGAGAACUGUACUAAUGAUAGACCAGAAUAAUCCUGGAACAGAGAUUGCAGCUGAGACUUCUGCAGCAAUGGCGGCUGCUUCUGUUGUAUUUCGUGGAACCAAUCGUACCUAUGCCCGUCAACUUCUCAACAAGGCCAAACUGCUUUUUCAGUUUGCCAAAAGCCAUAAAGGAACUUAUGAUGGGGAAUGCCCUUUCUAUUGCUCCUUUUCUGGCUUUCAUGAUGAGUUGUUGUGGGCAGCAACAUGGCUAUAUAGAGCAACCAGGAGGCCGACAUACUUGGAAUUCAUACAAGAGGAGGCUACUACUGCAACUGUAGCUGAAUUUAGUUGGGACCUUAAAUAUGCUGGAGCUCAAAUACUCCUCUCUAAGUUCUAUUUUGAAGGGGAGAAAGAUUUACAGAAUUUUAAGCAACAGGCUGAUGGUUAUAUUUGCUCAGUACUUCCACAUAGCCCCCAUCACCAGGUUUAUAUAUCUCCAGGGGGUCUGCUUCACCUUAGAGAUGGAGCUAAUACUCAAUAUGUUACUGCCACAGCUUUUCUGUUUAGUGUUUAUAGUGAUUAUCUAGCCAACCAUAAGCAAAAGGUCAGCUGUGGUAACAAACAGUUCAAUUCAGCUGAUCUCAUGGCCUUUGCCAAGCAACAGAUGGACUAUAUACUAGGCAAAAACCCAAGAGGAAAAUCAUACAUGGUUGGUUUUGGGAACAAACCUCCAACUCAAGCUCAUCACAGAGGUGCCUCUGUCCCGAAAAUGUCUCCAAACAAACUGGUGGACUGCUCCAUGAGUUUUGUGUACUGGUAUAACACAGAAAAACCCAAUCCUAAUGAGCUAACAGGCGCCAUUGUUGGUGGUCCUGAUCGAUAUGAUAACUUUGAAGAUCGUCGUUCCACUUCAGCCAUGACUGAGCCAACAACAUACACAAAUUCUUUGGCCGUUGGUGUCCUUGCAAAGCUCGCGAAGCACCAUGCCCUGUCUUGAUCACCUAGCCACAUGUUCAUUAUGGGGAAGAUUUCUGAAGGUGUACAAGUUAUUUUUUGCAGAUGAAUUGACAGUAUAUAUAGUGAUGUCUUUGUAGGUCCUAUAUAUGUAGUGACAGCCUCGGAUAGCUGGCUGCAAGGUAUCGGGGCAAAUAAGCUCGAGUUUGUCUCUCUUUUUUUCAACAGAUCAGAUGUGUUUAACUUAGAAUAGGAUUCUUUUGAUGGUCUAGAAUCUAAUGUACUACUCUUGCAAUGUUGAUUAGUUACAUAAAGUCUGCACCCAAGAAGAGUACUUUCUUGUGGUGGUUUUAUAGAUGAAAUAUUGUGUACAUUUGUAAGGAAACACAAAUUUGAAUAACAGUAAUUCCAAGAUCCUUACUAUGA
This is a messenger RNA of Nicotiana tabacum (common tobacco), 1970 nucleotides long. Lineage: Eukaryota; Viridiplantae; Streptophyta; Magnoliopsida; Solanales; Solanaceae. The record is from RefSeq and is a predicted model, not a curated record.